ACAGCGUUGGACAAAUAUGUAGACAGAGGAGACGACUGCAGCGACCGACUGGCUGUUGGAGAACAUAACUGCAAAACAUUGCUGGAAGGAAUAUCCCCACAUUUUGUUAAAUAUUUAACAGCCUCGUAGAUUUCGGCUUCAGUCAUAAAGAUCAAGAGCCAUGGAGGACUCGUGGCGGGGCAGAUGUGAUAGCCUGGAAGCUGGUUUGGGGUUCGACAGGGAGGCGCUGACCCCUGGCGACCACAUGACCCUUGACCCCGAGGGCCCUGACCCCGUAAUCAGCCUGGAGCCCACUCCGGCUGAGGUGGCCCAGUGCGAGGCUGAGGUGGGGACCCUGCUCAGCAUCAUCGCUGAGCUGAACAAGAAGAUGGGCUCACUGAAGGCUCCAAGCGAUCCAGGUGACACGAGGUCACCGGCUCUGUCCAGGCCGCUGGUCCCAGACCUGCUGUCCCACCGGCUGGUCAGGACCAGUCCAGAGAGGAACAAGCCGCCCAAAGUCACGUCCAAACCUCCGAUUUCUGACAGAGGGGGCGCUGGCAUCGCCUGGACCAAACUGCAGGAGGUCUUAUCGUCGCUGGAGGACUCCAUCAGCUGCAGGAGAACCUGGGCUGCUCCCAUCACCGCCUCUGACCAGGACCGGCACAGAGAUCACCUGAGGGCCGCCCACGAGAACUGGACCAAGUCCACCCAGAUUCUGGAUGAGAUGGAGAAAGAGUUUGGGAUUUCAUGUCCCCUGAGCGUGCCGAAGGACCAGAACCCGGAGGACGUCCUGGAUGCAGACAAGCAGGAGUCUGGUUUCCACAACAUGCUGCAGAGUCACCAGGAGGAGCUGCAGAGAGCACAGAACACCAUCGGCUCACCUGAGGAGGAGAGGAAGAAGCUGGUUGGACUCCACAAGAACUGGAGGUCUGGGAGUCUCUCUCCGUCCUACCGGUCCACCGGCGGGCCUCUCAGUCCGGACUGGGCCUCUCCUCCGUAUCCCGGCUCGCCGUUGCUCCACAGAAGGAAGAGCAGAGCUGUCACCCCUCUUCCUGGUGGUGUGGACGGCUCUCCUCUGGGCUCCGUCACCUCGGGGAGUCCAUGUCCCAGCCCCAUCGGCCUGGAGCCGGAGACGGAGCGACUGAACCGAUACAUUGAGAGGCUUAAAGCCAAAAACGAACGUCUGACUGCAGCUCUGGAGCGGAAGAGGAGCGAGUCGGAGCAGAUCAACGUCGCUCUAGCCAGACUUGAGUCUGACUUUUCGGCCCUGCAGACGGCUCUCAAAUACUGUGAGGAGUGCGAGCAGGCGUACAGCGAGCUACUGUCGCUCUGUGAUGCCAGGAGGCAGCAGAACUCUCCUCUGCAGACAGAGUCAGCAGAUAGCGACGGGCAGCAGGAAGACAGUCCUUCAGACCAGCUCAGGAAGAUGGGAACUGAAGAGCUGUCCACGUCCUUCUCCAGCGCCGGGGUCACGGAGGAGACGCUAACGCACACGAGUCACACGGGUCAGAGGGCAGCCGAACCGGCGGAUCGGGAAACAGUUCUCCGGCAACUAAUCGAGCGUCUGAAGAGAGACCGGGCAGCUGUCUGUCUGCCCAGGCCCGGACCGGAGGGCAAACCCAGCUCUGACGCCGGCCAGCCAGCCGGAACCAGAUCGGGACACGUGACCAGAGACGGCAGCAAACCUCCUGAUACGAAGAGGGAGAAAGCCUCCUUGUUUUACGAACUUAUUUCAGUCAGGGAGGAGAUGUCGGAUCUGCGAGGUCUGAUCCGCCUCAAGGAGAAAGAGCUGAGGUGUCUGGAGUGGGGGUUAAUGAGCCAGAAGGCCCAGGAAGCGGCCGGCGUUUUCAUCCCGGAGAAUCUCAGGGAAGAGGUGGAAGAUCGGAAGAUGGAGCAACAGGGUCUCUGUGACAAUGCAACCAAAGCCGUCGGUGACGGGGACGUGGCCAGUCCUCUGACCAGACCCAUCCUGAAGGAGCUGCAGGUCGUCCUCCAGAGGGAGCACGCCCUGAAGAAGAGGCUGGCCCUGGUGCACGACUCCCUGGGCACAAAUGUCAAGGACGGCGGGUCACACAGGAAAGAAGGCGGCGAGCAGAUCGCUCGCCUCACACAAGCUCACAGUAAAGCCUUGAGCUCGUAUCGGCAGAUCUGCAGGAAAUAUCGGGAGCAGGUGUGGAGGCUGGAGCAGAAGGUGGCGACCAUGAUGGAGAGCCAGCAGAACCAGAGCGGUGCAACCAGGGAAGCUGGAGAAGCCUCGGAGUGGAGGAAGGAGGAGACCGUCUUAUGAGACCCUCCGGCCCUCCAUCUUGUCAGACUAUUCAUACCAACAACAGCAUAUAUGCAAAUAAGAUCAAUAUAUAACGUUCUUUCAAAA
Messenger RNA from Cololabis saira (Pacific saury), 2353 nucleotides. It is a transcript of the gene ushbp1, whose product is annotated as Usher syndrome 1C binding protein 1. The coding region runs from base 161 to 2266 and encodes 701 amino acids. Lineage: Eukaryota; Metazoa; Chordata; Actinopteri; Beloniformes; Belonidae. The transcript is spliced from 14 exons. The record is from RefSeq and is a predicted model, not a curated record.